Molecule: messenger RNA, 1894 nt
Organism: Cicer arietinum (chickpea)
Lineage: Eukaryota; Viridiplantae; Streptophyta; Magnoliopsida; Fabales; Fabaceae
Molecular function (GO): nucleic acid binding; zinc ion binding
Source: RefSeq, a predicted model, not a curated record
GCAGGUUAAGAAUGCUGUUAAAGAUUUUGCAAUGGAGACUAAGAAAAACUUGUAUUUCAAAAAGAAUGAUGGAAAGAGAAUUAUUGUUAGGUGUGAGCCAGAAUGUCCAUUUUACAUGAGGAUCAGUAAGAGGACUUCAAAUGAAUAUUGGCAAUUAGUGAGUUUCACAGAGGAUCAUACAUGUAAUAGGAGGGCAAAAAAUAAACAAGCUAAGACUGAAUGGCUUGCCAAGAAAUUCGUUCCUAUGUUGAGACAUACACCUGAAAUGAAACCCAAUGGAUUGAUUGUUGAGGCGCUUGAUAAAUGGGGUGUGAAGUUGUCUAAAUACCAAGCAUAUAGAGCCAAAGUAAGAGCCAUAGAAAUGAUUCAAGGUGCUCAAAGGGAGCAAUAUGCACAUUUGAGAGAAUAUGCUGAUGAACUUAGGAGAUCAAAUCCAAACUCUACGGUUAUUAUUAAGUGUGGUAUGUCUGACAUUGGACCAGUAUUUGAGAGAAUAUAUGUAUGUUUGGAGGCUUGUAAGGCUGCAUUUGCUAAUACAUGCAGGCCUUUAAUUGGGUUGGAUGCUUGUUUCUUGAAGGGAGAAUAUGGCGGUCAAUUAAUAGCCGCAGUAGGUAAAGAUGGGAAUAAUCAAAUGAUUCCCAUUGCAUAUGCAGUUGUUGAAGCAGAAACAAAAGACUCAUGGCAAUGGUUUCUGGAUCUUUUACUGGAGGACCUCAACAAUGUUCAGCAAAAGCAAUAUGCAUUCAUUUCAGAUCAACAAAAGGGAUUGGUACCGGCCAUUGCCAACAUUGGGGCCCAUGUGGAACACCGAUUAUGUGUUAAACACUUGUAUGGGAAUUGGAAAAAAAAAACAAGAGCUACUGUGGUCCAGGAUUGGGAGAAAGCAAUGCAAAAAAUUAAGGCAAUCAAUGAAGAUGCAUGGAAAGACAUGAUGCAACUUCCACCAUCUAUGUGGACUAGGUCAGCAUUUCGCACUGAUACACAAUGUGACCUUCAAGUAAACAACAUGUGUGAGGCUUUCAACAUGGCUGUAUUGGAGUAUAGAGAUAAGCCUAUCAUAACAUUACUUGAAGGUUUGAAACAUUACAUUACAGUAAGGAUUGUGAAACAAAAAGAACUCAUGCUACGAUAUAGAGGCAAUAUAUGUCCUAGGAUUCAACAAAUAUUGGAAAAGGCAAAAAGAGCAGUUGGGGGUUGGUUCCCAACUUGGCAUGGAGAUAAUGAUUUUAACUUGUUUAGUGUCACAAAUGGUGUAGAUACUUAUACGGUAAAUCUACACACAAAAACUUGUGCUUGUCGUAAGUGGGAUUUGACCGGUAUUCCGUGUUGCCAUGCUCUUGUUUGCAUAUGGCAUAACAAAGCUGAUCCAGAAUCGUACGUUUCACCUUAUUAUAGUUCUGGUUUGGUUCUAGUUCUGCUAGAUUUGAUGGUUCUGUUUUGGUUUAGUUCUGGUUUACUUUGUUCUAAUUUUGUUGUAGUUUGGUUCUGGAAAACAAACUUCUUGACAUGCUACUCUUACAUUAUAAUGCCAUCAAAUGGACCAAAACUUUGGCAUGCAUCAAAUGGAGAUCCUAUAAAUCCCCCAAUCAUGAGAAGAGCACCGGGUAGACCAAAGAAAAAAAGGAACAAGUCCAAUGAUGAAUCAAAGGGUUCUAACAAACUACCAAGACAGUUUGCAACUGUGAAAUGUAAGAACUGUGGGAAGCUUGGCCACAACACGAGGACAUGCAAGGGUAAAAGUGCAACAGAUAGAGAGAUACCAAAAGGUGGAAAUAACAUCAACAGAACAAAGAGAGCAAAGACAACAAGGGUUGGAGGUGAUGAGGGAGAAACACCAAUAAUUUUAUCUCAAGAUUCACAAGCUCCACAAAUUCAAGAUUCACAAAUCAAUUGA